CUCUGUAUACAACCGAAAAACUCCAUCAAUAAAAGAAAAAGAAAAGCACGUUAAAGAUUGUAAUAAUUUGUAAAAACUAUGGCUAGCGAUGGCAGCGAAGAGUUUAGGCUAGUGUCACCGGCGUUCAGCAACGAGGGGAAGUUACCUCGGAACUACACUGACGAGGGCCAGGGUGCGAAGAAGAACAUAUCCCCUCCGUUGGAGUGGUACAACCUGCCGGAGGGGACCAAGACCCUCGCCCUCGUCGUGGAGGAUAUCGAUGGAUCCGAUUCAGAUGGGCCCAUCAUGCCAUGGACCCACUGGGUCGUCGCAAACAUCCCGGCCACGGUGAAGGGCCUGCCGGAGGGAUUCUCCGGCAAGGCUGCCGAGAUGGGCGGGGAUUACGCGACGAUCAAGGAGGGGAACAAUGACCUGAAGAAGACCGGUUGGAAUGGGCCCAGGCUGCCCACGCCUGGCCACAGGAUUCAGUUUAGGCUCUAUGCUUUGGAUGAUGAGCUCAAGCUUGGUAAUAAGGUGACGAAGGAGAAGUUGUUGGAAGAAACCAUUGAAGGACAUGUGCUAGGAGAAGCGACCUUGAUGGCUAUAUUCUGAUGUAACAACAUAUUAUGGGUGCAAUGUCUUUGACUUUAUACAUGUACCAUUUUGGAAUGUGACAUCAUCGAGAUAAACAUUUUACCAAAUCUCACUUUGAGUUCUGUACGUCUCUUCCUUUUGAGCUUCAUUAUUUCAUUAAUAUAUUACAAUAUAAUUAGUUCUUGCUCAAAA
This is a messenger RNA of Glycine soja, 765 nucleotides long. RefSeq names its product UPF0098 protein TC_0109-like. The record is from RefSeq and is a predicted model, not a curated record. The coding region runs from base 79 to 591 and encodes 170 amino acids. NCBI's taxonomy places the organism in Eukaryota, Viridiplantae, Streptophyta, Magnoliopsida, Fabales, Fabaceae. The transcript has 2 exons.